This is a messenger RNA of Chelonoidis abingdonii (Abingdon island giant tortoise), 3015 nucleotides long. Its product is annotated as caspase-7-like. The record is from RefSeq and is a predicted model, not a curated record. Gene Ontology annotation, molecular function: cysteine-type endopeptidase activity. Lineage: Eukaryota; Metazoa; Chordata; Testudines; Testudinidae. Gene Ontology annotation, biological process: proteolysis.
UUCAAUUUUUUUUUUAAGUUUCUAGCCCUCCUGGUUUCACAGAAAACAACAAGCUUGAAAGCAUGACCCAAGAACUCCCUGAACGCUCAGAAAGCAAACCCAAUGAACUCCAAAUUUAUUUUUUCUUUUAAAGCCAAUCUCCUGACUUCAGAGGCCUGGCUCAUGGUUUGUAUACACUUGGGGUUGGUGAUAGAGAAAGAAAAGUUGAGGAGAGUAAAGAGUGAAUAAAGGGGAAAGCCUGAUCCCAAAAUCCUCCCCACUUCCUGCCCCCAAAAUCCUUUCCUCAGCCAAAAGAGUUAAACGAGAUUAUUUAAGUGCAUCCAAAGCAGGAAGCCUGGUAAAGAAUUUCUGAGCCAGCUGGAUCACAGGGUUUAAAUAGAGCAAGGAAGGAAGAUAAGGACAUUGCUGAGAACUUAAAUGAUUUCUUUGCAUCGCCAUGGCUGUUCGGGGAAUAUCUACCUCAGACCUGCUCUUUCCGGGUAAUGAAGCCGAAGUGCAGUUAAAGCCAGAGGGCCCAGACAAGGCGGUGGUGGCACAAUAAGUCACCAGGCCAUUAUUUGUAUAGCAGAAGCAAGUCACAGGCCAGGCCCCUGUCGCUCUAUACACUUGGGAGUUCUGAGGUGGCUCAGGUGUGAGGGGGCUGAACUUAGCAAUGAUCUCUCACUCAGAGCAGCUAUCCUACCAGAAGGCUGCAGCUGCAGGCAUACAGCUUUGUGCAUAUGUGUUAUACAGCCUCUAAUUACACAACCACAUCCUGUUCCAUACCCCCUCACCUGCCUCAUUCAGGUGACAUGCACAACUGUAAAUCUGACAAGACAAAAGCUCCAGCACUUGGAACCAUAUUGAUCACACAUGGAUCAUCAGCAAGGGUGGGACCUUUAGAUCCACAGCACAGACUUCUGCCCCUUGAGCUAAUGGAACGGUAGCAGUAGUAGGCUGUUCUCUUACGCAGACCACCACAAAAGGGGCACGGACACACACUUUGCCAGUGGGUUUCAGUUAUUUGCAAAACAGCAGAGGAGUGUUGACUCAGAAAUCUUGUUCUCUUUUAUAUUCUGGAAGGGAGAGUUCAAGUGAUUAAAGAUCCAUUCCCCCACCCCCGUUCCCCCAUGAGCCAGCUCCUUUCAUAUCCCUACAACCCCAUCCCCUUCUGUCCCUGUCACCACAGCUACUAUCCCCUGCCCCGCCUUCCUUACCCUCUCCUCUGCGCCUGUCCGCCACCUUGAAAGCAGAGAGGAGAGGAACAGAGAAGGAGGAAGCAACUAGCAGGAGCAUUAACAGCACAUGAACAAUCUCACUGCUCUCACGCUUCAGUGGCCAGGAGCAGCAAUGGUGGGGAAAGUCUGGCUCAGCCCCUGCACCCCUGAUGGUUCUCCCUUGAGGAGAAGUCUCUCUGUGGGAAAUGUAGUUUCCAAGGUUGAGCCUUCUCUAAGGCUCUGAGCACAUGCAAACAUUUACAUUCAGAGGAUUAGAGCUUGGCCAAAUUUAAACAGCUUUCCAGAGGAUGAGCAAAAGGCACCUCUUUGACCCCAGGGUCACCCCCUGCCUUUGUAUCAAGUCCUGGUGCCAACACCCCAUUAAGAACAUGAGAUGUUUCAGCCGCACAGAGCUCACUUCACGCUGGCUGCAGACUCAGACAGACUUUCCUGCUUUAGAUACACUUCCUACACAUUGCAGAGGAAAAGCUUGACAACGAACUUAGCCUUUUACUUAAAUAAAAGGUAAUAUGACACCAAUGUCAUCUCCUGACUCCAGGAGUUGGAGCUAGGUCUACAGCCCCAUCUAUGCCUUAGUCUGGCCCUGUUUUGCACAUGACCUGAGCUCUGCAGAGUUGAGAGCGGACUGGGUAGGACAGCUGUGUUGGCACUGAGUCACCCCGUGAAGCAGGAUAUGCUUUUCUAGGAGUACUCCACCCUCGCUGAGCAAGAAGACAGAUAUUGCAGGUAGAGGAAACCGAGAUCACUCCUGCUGAAGCGAUAGGGGCUGCCAGCCGGCCUCAUCUGAGCACUGCCAAAGGGAUUUCACAGCAUGUCCCUGCAGCAGAGAAAGAACAGGGCUGUCAUAAUUGUCAAUUACGAGUUCUGCAGCAGGACUGAGCCGCUGCAACCCAGGAAAGGGGCCAAGAGAGAAGCAGACAAGCUGUUUAAAGCAUUAUCCAAACUCAACUAUGCAGUGAAGUUGUACUAUGACCAGGCAGCCAAAGACAUAGAGGAGAUCUACCAGCAAGAGAGCAGAGAAGAGCAUGGUGAUUGCUUUGUCAGCAUUCUGUCCAGCCAUGGCGAGGAGGGGGCCAUAUACGACUGCUGGGGAGAGCUGGUCAAGCUAACAAGGAUUUUCCAGAUGUUAUCGCCACAAAGGUGCCCAGUGCUGGCAGGAAAGCCCAAGAUCUUCUUUAUACAGGCCUGCCGUGGGAAUGUGACAGAUCCAGGUGUGUGGGUGGAGACAGACAGCGGCCGGCCCCCAGCAGACAGCUUCUUGCACUACCUCUCCAUCCCUGACAGCACGGCCGUGAUGUUCGCCUGCAGUCCAGGCUACAGCGCUUUCCUCAAUCCGCUGGGCUCCAUGUUUCUCCAGACCUUGCUGGAGUUUCUGGAAGGCGAUGAGCGGCAUCUUGAACUUGCACGUCUAAUGACCCGCAUCAGCUGGAAAGUCGCGUUUCAUUGCGAAGCCAAAGGGCCACACCAGGGGCACAAGGAAAUGCCCUGCUUUGUCACCAACAUGGUGCGAGAGGUUUAUCCGUUCUCCACCCAAAUCACGGAGCCUGGCAGACUCUGAGAACUUGGAUCUCGCCGUAGGGAGCCACCAGCUGCUUUCCAACCCUUUCAGGAGUGCUGUGCAUGGUCAGUGACUGCAAAGGGAAUCACAGAGCACGUGAGGGCCAGCAGCAUUUCUGUCCCAACAGUUUAUCGAGCCCACGGGACUAGGACUUUUGUGCUGUAUGAGCAAAUGAAGGGCCAUGCACCUCUCCAGUGCUCUAUGGAUAAUAAAAUGAACAUUGCACUAUUAUUUAAAACA